AUGUUCAGGGUACUGGUCUUGUGUGUAGCGGUGGUGUUGAUUCCGGUGCGCGCUCAGCCAUCGUUUUGCUCAGAAGACGUCCAUUGCUUCGAAGGGUACUAUUGCGAAAAAGAAAACAAAAUAAAUGAAUGUCGAGAAUGCCUGUCCUGUGAGGAUCUCAUGAGGAAGCCCCCGGCGGCUUAUAAACAGUGUAUUAAGUCUGUCGCUGAUUGCGGGGACUGCAUCAAUAACUUGGUGGUGGACCGGCGAGCUGAUGUGAAUUCAAAGUGCGUGCCUCCUGACACCUCAGACCUGCAAUCUACACCGUCCUACGUGUGGAUAUUCAUUGGAAUCGGGGUCCUGCUGCUCAUUGCACUCUUCGUCGGCAUCAUCGCCUACCUUGUAAUCUUCAAGACGCCUGACUAUGACAACCAGUCGAGUACGGUGACAGCGCGGAUCACGGCCACCGCUCCCGAAGCGCCGCCGCCCUACAACCCUUUACCACAGUCACCGUACCACUCACCAGUGUACACUGAUGUGGAAACCACUGCUUAUAAUGAAGACGAACAAUUCAUCAAGCGUCCCCUACCUCGACCGCAAGACACGCGGGAGUCGGCUGGGAAUCAAGCCGCCAGAGUUUAUAACAAACCGAUAUAUGAACAAGAAAUCCCACCGCCCAGUCCUGAAUCACCUGUGCCGGAGUAUACGGAGCCAAUGACGCUACCAGCUCACGAAGACGAUGAGACGAUGCCCAGCCCGUGGAUGCCCGAUUCCACGACCAGCAAUGGAGACGUGCCCUAUGUGGUGACUGAGACCGGAGGUGGUGACGCGGACGGUAGCUCGUCCAACCUUCCCGCUCUACUGGCCGCCGCGAGAGACACCACGCUCGUCGAACAUCCUGCAGCUAAGAAACGAUGUAUCAGACAGGACUCCCUAAACAACAGAAACCGGGAUAAUGGUUCAUGUGGGGACAGCAGUCAUACCAGUUUCCCGCGAUCGCCGUCACCGAGUCAAGGACAAGGCGGGCCGCCAUACAGCUUUAUCACACAGAUUACAAACGUCGUGCAGAUCAACACUAGCAAGUGA
Molecule: messenger RNA, 1065 nt
Organism: Spodoptera littoralis (African cotton leafworm)
Lineage: Eukaryota; Metazoa; Arthropoda; Insecta; Lepidoptera; Noctuidae
Source: the annotation of a GenBank genome assembly